Messenger RNA from Leptomonas pyrrhocoris, 2601 nucleotides. RefSeq lists its product as hypothetical. The transcript has a single exon. The record is from RefSeq and is a predicted model, not a curated record. Bases 175 to 2601 code for a protein of 808 amino acids. NCBI's taxonomy places the organism in Eukaryota, Euglenozoa, Kinetoplastea, Trypanosomatida, Trypanosomatidae.
AGUUUCCUCUCCACGACUUCUGGUCAAAGCGGCACAGUUGUUAGAAACGAAGUGAGUUUAAAAAACAAGAAAGCGCGAGAGAUAAGGAGACGUUUCUGUGCCGCCGUGUUUCAUGCUGGUGCAUCCACCCACACGUUUGCAGUGUGGAAAAGAGAAAAAACAUAACGGGCUACCAUGUGGACAGCGACGGCGGCAUCCGGCAAAACGAGCCUGUCGCUCUCGCGCCUCUCCGUCGUGACGGAGGAGCGCUCCCUCCACGAGACCGCACCCAACGUUGUGGCGCUGCUGCCGGUGUCCACUCGUUCUCCGUCGAGUACGUACGUCGCGGUCGCUGCACACCCUGACAGCGACGGAAGCUCACCCGCCGCUGGCUGCAGAGGUGCUGGAGGUGGCGGGGCUUUGGAGGGGGCCGACUUGCUGUCGCUUCACAAAUCUACGCUGCAGGACUUAAUAAAUAAUGUGAAGGCACCGACGCUGCGUGCAGUAAAUGCCGUUCAUAGGCCUGUGCUGCAGCUGUGUCUAUACAACUUAAACCUCUCUUACGGGACACGAUCAAAGGAUCUUGCGGCUCUCGCACCGGAUAUGAUGUUGAUUCAAACCGUGGACUUGACAUGCGAGGACUUGCGUCUCGCGCCGUCGCAACAGGCUGCUCUAAAAGCGGAAGAGAAAAGGGAAAGUGGGAGCCCCGCAGCGGUGCUCUCCCCUGAGGCGGUGGUGGUCGAACAGCUUGCGUGGGUUGGCGUGCGGUUCGUUGCGCUGAAGACGCGGCAGCGCCAGCUGUUGCUCGUGCAGACGGGUCUUUCCACGCGUAUAGGCGACGCCUCCGCGGAUGACGUCUCUUCCGAUGAAGAGGAGUGGGCGGCGGCUGUGGAUCCUCCGACAGCAAGCCCCGUUCGCAGAGUUUUUCGUUAUAUCGCAGAUUUCUGCAGCGCCACGCUAUCAACACCACCGCAGCCCAGCGUCGAGACCUCCGUUCUCAUUGUCGCGGAGACGCAGCACGUCAGCGCGGUUGUGUGCGAGACCGUGUCAGACACUACCGCUCGCUCUCCUGUGUCGUUGCGGGAGUACACUUGGAAAGUCGGGCCUUUCAAUCACAUCAGUGCUGCUCCGGCACCAUCAGCACGUGAUCCGGCGGCGCUGUGCUUGUGUGGCUCCGCCGCCAGCAACAGCAUUGAGGUGUACAAGUGGUCGCUGAAUUCCGUUGCACCGCCGGUGUGCGUGCACCACGUUCUCCUGACCGCUGGGCACUUCUUCUACGGAGCUUCUGUCACGGCUCAUGACGGUGUUCCUUUGCAAGGAAGGUCCAUCGACUUCUGGGUUGUGGGCGCUGCGGCCGUUGACCUCGGCCAUCCGAGCAGCACGGUGGCGGUAAAUGGAGGUGCGAUGCUUCCUACACUCUUCGAGUCAUCGCCGGCGCCGCUGCCCUCCCUGCGCGGACUCGAUGGCCACUACUUUCAAGUCGAGCCUUCUGCACCCGCUCCGCAAAAAGAACCACGUGAAUUGCCGAACCUUCCCAUGCCGUCCACCGAGCACCGCACCUUAAACUCCGUGUGGCAGGGCAGUCCUGUUCCUCGCGGACAGAGGAAAAGCGACGGAGAGCCGCACGACACGCAGCUUUCUUCUCCUGCUGGAUGCGCUGCGGCUUCCACGACCUCUCUGACGCAGCUGGAGGCGAUGGUCAGUCUGCGCAUUAGUGCCCCGCACUUCCUGCCACCCGGCAGCCGGCGGCGCAGCGAUGGAACGGCGCAAAGCCCGGCGCCUUCCACCGUGGCCAUGCAACGGUACCUCCUCCACAUCCAUUGUCCAGUGCACACCUGCAGCGAGGAGAAGGACGCAACUUGUUGCUCAGAAACGGAUCCACCGACGGCUACGUCACGGCCCGGAUGGAGCAGCAAGCUGCUGUCACUGGACACUGCUGAAUGCGCUGCCGCACUUCGGUGGCUGGCGGAAGAUGACGACGCUGCAGAGCAGCGGCGUACUGAGGAGGACGUGCCAUCAUGGAAGCUGGACCCCGCUGCUUCCCUCGUGCAGUUCCCAUCAGGGAGUACGAACGCCGCGACGGCUGCUUUGACACAUGAACUUACGCUGCACACCGCACGUCGAGUGCUGAAACUGUCGGUGGAUAGCUUCCCCUCCUCCGCGUCGAGGAGAGCAACGGGCUCGUUUCCACGCGCCGUCCACGUCCGUGGCACGCACGAACUGCUUUCACCAGAGCAAGUGGUGGGUUGGGGUGCGGCCCCACAAGUGCGAGGCGCAUCUCCGCCUCUUCUCCUCCUCUCAGGUUACGGGCACACGAUGGAUGACGACAGCUCCGGCGAAGGGCGGCAGGUGACCUUGUACGGACAGACGAGGGUCAAGACAACAUGGACAACGAUCACGCGCAUUCAAGCAUCUCUUUUGGUCUCGUUGUCACCGUGGAAAUCUGGCAAAGCCGAUGCCAUCGAGGAGGGGAAGACGGCCCAAGUGGAUAACGAGAAGCUCUUGGCUUCGGUCAGGUCAAUGGUGGCGGCAGAGGGCAGUCGUCUUCAGCGGCACUUCGACGAGCGGAUGGAUCGCCUCGAAGCGGUGCUCGGGCGGCUUACGCAAAGGCAGUCCACGUAG